GCUGCCGCCGCCGCAGCCCGGCUCCGGGGCUGACAAGCAGGUGACAGAGGAGCCGGCGCGCGUGGCUGCGAGUGCCCGGGAGAACGCGGCGCGGACUGCAGCGCCCCGGCCCGCCCGCACGACGCCGGGGCCCGGGGCCAGCGCGUCGGCGCUCCACGCUCGCCGGGGGCGGCCCGCGGCCCCUGCCGCAGCCCCAACCCCGCGGGGGCCGCGCCUCCCCGGCUCCGGGGCCGCGGCGGCGGCGAGCGGGCAGGCGGGCGGGCGGGCGAGCACCCUGGCCGGCGGGGCCCAAGGCGCGCCCCGCGUCCCAUGGAUAUAGCAACAGGUCCCGAGUCGCUGGAGAGGUGCUUCCCCCGCGGGCAAACGGACUGCGCCAAGAUGCUGGACGGCAUCAAGAUGGAGGAGCACGCCCUGCGCCCCGGGCCCGCCACUCUGGGGGUGCUGCUGGGCUCCGACUGCCCGCAUCCCGCCGUCUGCGAGGGCUGCCAGCGGCCCAUCUCCGACCGCUUCCUGAUGCGAGUCAAUGAGUCGUCCUGGCACGAGGAGUGUUUGCAGUGCGCGGCGUGUCAGCAAGCCCUCACCACCAGCUGCUACUUCCGGGAUCGGAAACUGUACUGCAAACAAGACUACCAACAGCUCUUCGCAGCCAAGUGCAGCGGCUGCAUGGAGAAGAUCGCCCCCACGGAGUUUGUGAUGCGGGCGCUGGAAUGCGUGUACCACCUGGGCUGCUUCUGCUGCUGCGUGUGUGAGCGGCAGCUGCGCAAGGGCGACGAGUUUGUGCUCAAGGAGGGCCAGCUGCUGUGCAAGGGGGACUACGAGAAGGAGAAGGACCUGCUCAGCUCCGUGAGUCCCGACGAGUCCGACUCUGUGAAGAGCGAGGACGAGGACGGGGACAUGAAGCCAGCCAAGGGGCAGGGCAGCCAGAGUAAAGGCAGUGGGGACGACGGGAAAGACCCCCGGAGGCCCAAGCGACCCCGGACCAUCCUCACCACGCAGCAGCGAAGAGCCUUCAAGGCCUCCUUCGAGGUGUCCUCCAAGCCCUGCCGAAAGGUCCGAGAGACGCUGGCGGCAGAGACAGGCCUCAGCGUGCGUGUGGUCCAGGUGUGGUUUCAGAACCAAAGAGCCAAGAUGAAGAAGUUGGCGCGGCGGCACCAGCAGCAGCAGGAGCAGCAGAACUCGCAGCGGCUGGGCCAAGGUGAGCCGGGACCAGGGCGACAGGGCCCAGGCUCAGCCUCUGAGGUCCUGUCCAGUCGCAUGGAGGGCAUGAUGGCCUCCUACACGCCAUUGGCCCCACCCCAGCAGCAGAUUGUGGCCAUGGAGCAGAGUCCCUACGGCAGCAGCGACCCCUUCCAGCAGGGCCUCACGCCGCCCCAAAUGCCAGGGAACGACUCCAUCUUCCAUGACAUCGACAGCGAUACCUCCUUAACCAGCCUCAGCGACUGCUUCCUCGGCUCCUCGGACGUGGGCUCCCUGCAGGCCCGCGUGGGGAACCCCAUCGACCGGCUCUACUCCAUGCAGAGUUCCUACUUCGCCUCCUGAGAGCCAGCCGGCCGCUUGGACGCUUGGGCCAGGGUCCUGGGAGGGGGGGGCCUGCGGCCGCCAGGGCCAGCCCCACCGCCCGCACAGACUCUACACACAGCCAUACGGUGCCCUUCCCCGGGCCGGCCGGGCAGGCAGACGGGCGCAGCCUGGGCAGGGCCGCGUCCUGCCGGCAGAGACCGUGUCACCCCAGGGACCCAGAGUCUCGGAAAGCCGCUCGCCUCCCAGCCCCACCUCGGCCUCCAUCGCCUCCUUCCCCCUCCCCAUCUCUUUUUUGGGAAGCUUAAAUUCUCUCUAUUUUUUUAAACGUCCUCUCUGUGUCCAGCCAACUUCCAGGGGCCGGGCCUAGGUCCAGGCAAGCCCCCCUCCCCCCUGCCACCGCCCCAGCAUGCCCCAAGGCGACCAUGUUGUGUGCGGCGCGUGUCACCUGCGAGGGCGCGUCCCUGUGCGCGGGGGUCAUGCCCAGCUCCCCCACCUCCGAGAGCCAGCCCGCCAGCCUGGGUUCACCCGUCCCAGUCCGAAUCUGGAACAGGAGUGGGGAAGAGCCUGGCAGGUGUGCGCAGCCCACCUCGGCUCCGCCCUGAGGGGGAGUCCCCGGAGAGGGUAGAUGAGCCUCACUUGCAGACGCACCCAGCCCCCAACGGCCAUGCGGAUCCGUGCGCAGGUACACAGACAAGCUGAAGAGACACAGAGGCGCUCUGGGGGCCAGCCCUGCCACGUCAGGAAGGGGACAGAAGCCAGACCGGGGCAGGGACCCCAUCUUCUUACAGCAAUAGGGGAGAAGGAAGGAGGGGGUGGGAGGGAGGGGGGAGUUUGGGGCUUGAAACACGUGGAUGCAGGUGUAUCCUAGCCUCAGCCUACACGGGGGGCUGCCUGGGCAGGCAGGGCAGAGACGGGGCCCCAGAAGCAGGUGGGACAAAUGGCAGAACCUCCAGGCGGAAAGGGACCUCCCGAGUCACCCACUUGGCCCAUCAUCUACCCGAAGCUUGGCUCCCUCUGCCUCUCACAUACCUCCCGAGGCAGAGAGCCCGCUGCUUCGUCCCGCCCCGGGCCAGCUGCCCCUCUCUGCUGCUUUGGCCUCUGCCUCUUUGAGCCCCAAGUCUUCACUUCUCAAAGCCAGGCUCUCCCAGUCUCUCCGGCUCUCUCUCCUAAAUCUGUACCCUCAACUGGGCUCCAGCUUUCAAUCUAAAGGUGGAACAGAUGUAACCCAAUCUCCCCACGGUAUCAGCCAGCUACCUCCCCCACUUUAGGUGCCCUGCCUCUGUUAAUGUGGCCCAAAAUGAGACCACAUUACCUGGAAACUCACUGUAAUUGGAUCCCUGACCCUCACACACAUGACUGAAGGGCCACAGGGCCCUCCGGUGUGUAUGUGGGGGAGCGGCACUUCUUGUUUAGAUCCCGCAAAGGACCUUGGUUUUUUUACUUGCCGCAUUUCUUCUUCCUUAAUUCAGUCUGGCCUGUGGAGUUUCUCUGCACCCCCAGCUCUGUGACCCUGGCUUUCUGUCCCUGUCAUGUCAGGAGUCAGCCCUGCGCUUCGCACCCAAGGCACAUGACUGCCUGCACCUCUCCUGUCCGGUGUGGGCCCGUGAACCAGUCCUCCUUGGAGGCCGCGUCCUAGGGCACAUCCAGCCCCAUUUUGUCAGAUGCCCCGCGGGAAGCCAGACGGGCUGCCUAAGCCCCCAGCCCGGAUCCACUCAGCUCCGACCCUGCCAAAAGAGGGAGUGAGGUCGGGCUGAUGGGUCCUGUUCUCGAUGACCCCUCUCUGGCCUCUGGUGGCCGCUGUGUCCUCCGCCAGGUGCUCAGAGCCCUGCCUGUAAUUCUGACACCAAGCCCUAGGCUGCCACCCUGAGAUUUGCCUGGCCCAGUUUCUGAGCGAAUAGGACAGUGGGCGUCUCUCUCCGCCUUUGGUCCCCUCCGCCCGGCCCCCUCUGGGUUUCUCCACGCUCGCCAGCCUGCUCCGUGCGUUGGCUCCUCUGUCUAGAGUGGAGAGCCGGAGGCUGCUCCAAAGUGUCCUGUGCUCUUCCCCAGGGCUGUCAGCGGGGCGAGGCGGCUCAGCCUGGCCCUGCCUCCGUGUACCACAUGAAGUCCCACAGGGAUCUCAGCCGCUGUUCUCGGUUUUCUGCAACCUUAGCCCACCUGGGCGCUGUACCAUCUCUUGUCCUGGGCCACCAGGGGUCCCUUAAGCAGCCACACUGGUGUCUUGAGAGAUGCUCCCCUUCCUCCUCUUGUGCUCACAUGGUCCAAAUCAUUCUGGGGGUGCUUGGGGCGGGCCUGGGGCAGCACCCCCCCCGCCACCAGGGGCCCUGGUCCUUCUCUACCAGACUCUUUCAGUCAGAAGGAAGCUCAGAAAUGGGCAUCUGGUCCACUCCCUUUAUCCCAGCCUGGAAAGCCCGGCCUAGGGAGGAGAGGGAGAAGGGACACCGUGCCACCCCCUCAUCUUCUUGGUCUGGUGAAUGGCCUCGAGGUCGGGGGGCAUCAUCUGUCUUGCCAGCCCACCUGGGGCCUCACAACCUCCCAAGUCCAGCCCAGGCUCUGCCCUCACUGUGCACUGCUCCUUGCGGGGCGCUGGUUCAUAGACGCCCACACUCACGUCCCACGGAUGGUCAAAGCCGGAGAGACUUCGGAGUGUCCGGUCGGCCAGAGACGCCCCAUCAGCCGUGGUCAGGUGACGGCCGUGUGCUGCGGCUCACUGUCCUCUGUUCCCUCAGGCUCCCCCAAACAUCCGCUGUCCACCCUGCCCAGCCCCGGAUGGGCCGUGGAGACACAGAUGAACAAGAUGUAGGGCUCACCCUGGAGGGGCUUUCUUCUAGAAGGAGAGACAUUCACACUCUGACCCAGCUCUGUCCAAAUGUUAGUGGGGACCCAUUUCUCAGAUGAGGAACCCGAGGCUCAGAGAGAGGUGGCCAGCGGUCAGGGUCGCCCCGCAGAAGCGUGCGGAGGCAAGCGGGCUCGCUGGAGUCUGGGGUGAGGUGGGGUAAGCAGGCUCUUCCGGUGUGGGGGGUGGGGAGUGCAGCCUUGACCGGGGCGGGGGGCGCAGUGAGCAGCCAGGAGCACUCCCCACCCUGACUGUCCUCACCCGUGGUGGCAGGGAUGGGAAGCCCAAGGGAGGAGGGAGGUCAAGUUCUGGUCCGGAGGAAGAGGCAGACCGUGUGAGGUGGGCUGGGGGAGGAUUAGAGAAAACCGAGUCCGUUUUCCUGCUGCGGAGGGCGAGGUCUGAAGGAGGAAGGAUUCUGCCCCAAGUGACGCAGCAAAGAGGGCAGAGGAGGGACAAGAAGGUGGGGUCCUGCCCCCAGCCAGAGCCUCAUCUGCCUGCUCCACGGAGCCUCCUGGGGGGCCGCACAAACAAAGGGACCCUAUGGUCCCAAAGGUCCCACUGUAGGGCAGGCAGAGCCUGUCGGGAAAGAGGUCAGGGCAAGCGGGCUGGGCAUGUGGGGAGGAUUCCCAGGACGGGCAGGCGAGGAGUCCACUGUCUCCGGGCGAGCAGGGCGCAAGCGAGGUCAGGCCCCUGUCGCAGGGCUGGGGGGAGGCCUCUUCUCCUUUAGGGGGCUCAGCUGCCCCCCAGCAGUGAGGCUGCCUCACCCACCCCUGUGGGGCCUGCAUCCCUCUCUCCACUCCCGGGGAGGGCAAACCGGCUGACCCCUGCUUGGCCUGAGCUCUGGGCACCGCCUGAGGUCUGGGAGAACCUGCAGCUCUGGGGCUCACUCUGCCCUGCGGGGAAGAGGGUCCACACGCACACGCACACGCACAGACACACACUCACCCCGGACGCACACGGAGGCUCACGUACCUACUCACACUCCCGGGCACACGAGGCCUGAGGGCUGGGGGAGCAGGAAGGACCCUCCACCAUUUGGCCCUUGGAAGGUGCGGUUUGCCAGGAGCCUGUCUGCCGGUGCCCAACCCCCACCCCGACCCAGGGCCCCACGGGAGCCCAGCCCAGCUGGGUGUGGGCACCGGCCAUCGGCCAUUCCUGUUUUCCUUGUACAGACUCUCACUGCCCACCCGCCAUCCCCAGACACAUUUUAUUUAAUAACUUGUCAUUGUUAAAUUAUUUAUUAGCGUCUACCACAUCACUCCCCCCACCCUGCCCUCCACGCUCACCUUCUGCCUCUUCCCACAAAAGCAGAAAAUGGAAACACCAACAAAAGAUGAGACAUCAGUAUAUUUGUAAAUAAAUCAACCUGUA
Messenger RNA from Mustela erminea (ermine), 5725 nucleotides. It is a transcript of the gene LMX1B, whose product is annotated as LIM homeobox transcription factor 1 beta. Lineage: Eukaryota; Metazoa; Chordata; Mammalia; Carnivora; Mustelidae. The record is from RefSeq and is a predicted model, not a curated record. Bases 310 to 1539 code for a protein of 409 amino acids. Gene Ontology annotation, cellular component: nucleus. Gene Ontology annotation, molecular function: RNA polymerase II transcription regulatory region sequence-specific DNA binding; DNA-binding transcription factor activity, RNA polymerase II-specific. Gene Ontology annotation, biological process: regulation of transcription by RNA polymerase II; neuron differentiation. The transcript is spliced from 8 exons.